This is a messenger RNA of Dermacentor silvarum, 1481 nucleotides long. RefSeq lists its product as uncharacterized. The transcript is spliced from 5 exons. The record is from RefSeq and is a predicted model, not a curated record. Bases 6 to 395 code for a protein of 129 amino acids. Lineage: Eukaryota; Metazoa; Arthropoda; Arachnida; Ixodida; Ixodidae.
AAGCGAUGUUGACAUGCUUGGAAAACGUACGUGGAGCCGACGCGGAGUACUACGUGAAUCAGCUGCACCACUACAGGAAGGAGCUGCGGAGCUGCGUGAAGGUGCAGCUCGACAGGGCGAGCGCCGCGAACCAGCCUUGUUCGGCUCAAUCCUUCGUCUACUGCUUAACUCAAGCACUGCACGACAAAGUGAGCAAGAAAAAGAAAGCUGGUGUGAAGCCCUUCGCUCGAAAAAUAAAGCACUGCAUGCGGCAGAAGUUGAAGCCAGUUCACGCGCGAGCCUUCUUCGUACCGAUGACUACGGUGCUGGCGGGACAAGCUGGCACCGAAGACCACACAGAGAUGCCCUUCGAGGUGCCCCUCAUGAUGACCACGUCGGGCCGGACGUCGUUAUAGUCAUUAUGGACUUUCGUGGCACGCGCUAUAUAUCGCGCGCUUUUCCUUCCUCGCAAAAACCACGAGUGACAGUGAAAUGCUUCUCAACAAAGAACUUGAAGGACAACAAAAUGGCGACCGAAACGCGGCCGUAUAUCGACAGCGACUUUCGUAUAUGUAAGCGCUCUUCCGCUGGCCUUUCACCAAACCUGCCCUCUAGCAUCGCAAUCGCUGCGCAUAACCCCGCCUCUUACUACGCUCUCUUUUCCGUCUGCUACCUUGAUCACUCGCUUUUAUAAAGCAACCCCAGAACAAAGACUAAAUCAGUUUAGAGACAUAACAUAUUCUUUCAGAACUCUUUUUUUAACUGGAAGAGCUUGGUUAACAGAAGAUGAAAUGUAGACCAAACUUUCAAUUUCUUACAUUUUUCGCCGGAGCUGCCGCACCGGUAUAUGUGACUUCACAUAUUUGAAUGUUCUUGUGAGUUUUUUUUUUUGUAUUUCAGGCAUGUGAUGGGAGUAAAAUUCUCGUAGUUUGUUCAGUUCAGCGUUCGAAGUCUAUACAUCCUCCAGUAUCUACCAGCUAGCCGCUGUCAACACUCAAGCGUAGCCUUUUUUUUAGAAUACAAUGCAGUCUACUUUUGUCUACAAGAGAUUAACCUAGGCCCGCAAAGACGCCAUCAAAAUUCCUGACGUCACCGACAAGCUUGUGCGCGAACCUCAAGGUGGGAUCGCCACCCGUCCGUGGUUUUUGCUUCUUUUCGUGGUAAUUAGAAUAUCUUUCUAAGUAUUCUUGAAGGACAAUUUACUAAAUACAGCACAACUUCCUUUUCUCUUUAGCGUCCCUCUAACGCCAAAGCUUCAGGAAGCUGAUCUUCAUAGGAUGAGAGCGCGGAUACGUAACGAACUGAAUCAAUGUAAGCCCACAUGAAUGUUUCGUUAAAUAGUCCAUAGAUAUUUAUAGACAUGCCAUAGAAUGUCUACGGAAAUCAUAAGCUGAACAUUGAAUAACUGUGCAAUUUGUCAACAAACAACCAGCAGACUUAUGGUCUCACAGCUUCUUGCCAACAAAUGUGUUUGUGACUUCAGCAAGCAGCGCCUUCGGAUG